Molecule: messenger RNA, 1758 nt
Organism: Trichogramma pretiosum
Lineage: Eukaryota; Metazoa; Arthropoda; Insecta; Hymenoptera; Trichogrammatidae
Exons: 2
Coding region: 79-1380 (433 amino acids)
Source: RefSeq, a predicted model, not a curated record
AGCGAAUGGCUCAACGCUCGCUCCUUCCAAAUUCAACCGAGUAGGAAGAAACACACGGACUUCUUAUCGUCUUUAAAAAUGUUUGAGUUUGAGCCAACUGCAGGUCCAUCAUCCUCUGCAAUAAUAUUACCAUCGUCGUCGUCGUCGUCGGAGGAGGAGGAGGAGGAUGAAGAAUCACCAUCGGGCGACGAAGGUACUACUGGCACCGAGAUUUCUCAGCAGAAUUGCUCGGUCAAAUUCAAAGCCCAAUUCCAACUGCGCAUAGACCAGCGCGUGUUACCCGAUCACAAGGAUAGUCUCUGCAAGAUCGCUGCCAUUGCUGCGGGGUGUCACGUCGAGUUCAAGGCGAACACCAAAUGGGAGGAUUUCAGUACGCUGCUCGCGUUCGAGAUAUACUCGGCGAUCAAGGACGAGAGCUACAAACCCAGAGAUACGAAGAUGGUUCAGAUCAACAAGAGGGCGAACAACGUUACCCUCGCGGGUCCGCAAAAAAUAAUCUAUCAGGACGUAAAAGCACUGGUCCUGGUGACAAUUGAGAGUGUAAAAUAUCAAGUCUACUACAGAGUUCAUUUGGGCUUUUACCCGUCUGGAGUCAGGAACACGGACAAGGAAGACGAAGAUAUUCCAGAGGAAGAGCAAAUACUCACUCCACCGCUUCACUUUUUCCAAAUUCUAUGGGGUAUGGAUGAAAAGCGCUCGCAAUACACGAACGUGUUCACCAUCGACAUCCAAGCAAUGGUUGACAUGAUCUCAAGAAUUUGUCAACCAGUUAUGACCAACGAAAUUGCCCCUGCGGAUCUGAAAAAAGUAAGGGUCAAGUUAUGCGUGACCGCAAAAUUAAUGUCUGACCACAUCAUCAUGGGUUUGGAUAAAGAUCUCGUGGCUCAAAAAGUCGCUAUCAUUGCCGCGAUCAAUCUCGAGAACAAGGUUCAAUCCCAAUGGAAGGAUUUCAGUUACCACAGCGCCUGGGAGCUGUUCCUGAAGCUGAGAUAUCUGAGUUUCGAGCCAAAGAUGCCUUGUCACGUCCAGCUUUACUUCGAGGCGGACAACGUGAACGAGGAAGGACUGCAGAGGAGCGUCGCUUCCCACAUACACCAGACAUUCACAAUAACGACCGAAACAUUCAAGUCGUACGAAAUCUCUUACAGGAUCAAGUACGGAUACUACCCCAAUGCGAUGCCGCAAGAAGAAAGAGCAGAAGACAUUCCUUUGGAGAGGGGAGUAGCUCUCAACCGAGUGUACGAUCCUCCGUUUCAAUUUGAUGCUCUUGUUAAGGCAAUCGAACGCGAGAAGUGGAACUACACCAGUGGUUACAAUAUCAAUAUCAAAAAGUUGGCCAAGGUGGUCAAUGAAAAAUGUCUUUGUACCAUAACGUACUGAAGACAGCUACAAUUGAUGUACCAUUCAAUUUAAAAUCAGCUCCUUCCGAAACAAUUCUCAGUCGAAGAGACCUAACUCGUUAAGUUUUCCACAUCCAAAGUCUUCUAUGCAAAAGAUUAAAAACCAACACUUAAGAUGUAAAAAAGUUGUAAUAUGCAAAAGAUGAAUGACUUAAGAUUCAUUUUCUUGAACAUUUGACACUUUUUUACAAGGCAAUAAUAACGACUAAUCAAUGUUUUUAAUAUGUAACCGUACAUUUGAUAAUGUACUUUUUAUAUGUCAAAAGAUAUAAAACUAUUUGUUAUUUUUAAAAUUCAGACCAUUGAUCCAGGAGCCAGUAUUUUAAUGUUGAAUCUCUGUACUCAAUCACUAAAUUAU